AUGACAGAGAUUUUGGAUAUUGAUGGGAGCGUUUUAGAAGGAGGCGGCCAAAUUCUAAGAAAUUCCAUUUCAUUGAGUGCCAUUCUUGGCAUACCAGUGAGGGUAAAAAAUAUUCGUGCGGGUAGAAAAAAACCCGGCUUGGCAGCGCAACAUUUAAAAGGAAUUCAGCUAGUAGCAGAAAUGUGCCAGGCAAAAUUAAGUGGUGCUCAUAUUGGUUCUACCGAUAUUCAAUUUAUCCCAGGGAAGAUCAGAGGUGGCCAGUACCUAGCUCAUAUCCAGACAGCUGGAUCUGUAAGUCUUUUACUCCAAGUGGCCUUACCCUGUGCACUGAUGGCAGAUUCUCCUGUAAUCUUAGAUCUCAAGGGAGGGACCAAUGUAGACAUGGCGCCACAGAUAGAUUACAUGAAUGAAAUAUUUAGAGAAAACCUGAAACAUUUUGGUGCUAAAUAUUCCUGGAAGCUAAUAAAGAGAGGAUACUUUCCACGAGGAGGUGGACAUGUACAAGUGACUGUGAACCCAAUACCGUCCUUAAAAGGUGUUACCUUUCAUGAUAGGCUUUAUAGAGGCCCUCAUUUCGUCAAUAUAUGGAGCUUUGUAGCUGGGAAUUUGCCUGUUAAGAUAGCUUAUGAAAUGGCCAAUGGUGCUAAAGACAAAAUAGAUAUCAUAGAGCAUCCAGUUUAUACUAAUUGUAUAAAAGACCAGCAAUAUGUACAAAAUAACUGCAGCGGUAUUCUUUUAUGGAGUUAUUUGGGCACUGGUUGUGUAUUAGGUGCCGACGCUUUAUUUAAGGGCCCCAUUGAUCCCUUCGAAGCUGGACAAAAAAUUGGGGCAGAUUUUAUGAAUUUAAUUCAUUCAGGGGUCAGCCUUGAUUCACAUGCUCAGGACCAAAUGAUAUUAUAUAUGUGCCUGGCGGAUGGGAAAUCAAUUGUUCAUACAGGAGAGAUCACAUUACACACAAAGACAGCAAUACAUAUAGCCGAGACCAUUGCUAAGAUAAAAUUCACAAUACGACCGGAUGGAGACAAAAACUUUAUCGAAUGCACCGGAUUGGGAAUUUUCAACAAGAAUAUAUCUAUAAAUGAUUAA
Pieris macdunnoughi is the source of this 1086-nucleotide messenger RNA. Lineage: Eukaryota; Metazoa; Arthropoda; Insecta; Lepidoptera; Pieridae. The record is from the annotation of a GenBank genome assembly.